GAUAAUCGACUGAGUGUAAUUUAUAUGUUCUCGUGUUGAUUUUUAUUUAAAAUAUUUAAUUUAAAAAAUCAAUCAUCCGAUGGCGCAUUUGCGUGAGAGCUCAGAGAAGGCCUUAAAAUUAUUACGUACCUUGCCGCGCGUACAAAUUGGCAACCUGCGACCGAAUCCCAACUCGAAACAGAACGACAAACGCGGACGUGCCCAGCAUGGUGGCGAUAAACACGGUGCCGGCAACAAGGGCUCAGGCCAGCGGCAAAAUUUCAUGCGACUGGGUUACGAAACAGGCAACCAGCCCUUCUAUUUACGCUUUCCCUACGAGCCCUACUACAAGGGCCAUCACAUGCGUCGUCAAUAUCCAGCCAUUUCGAUGCUAAAGCUGCAGGUGUUAAUUGACACCAACCGGAUUGAUAUUAGCCAACCAAUUGACAUCGCCACCCUUUGUAAUUCUGGCCUAUUGUCGCUGAAGCCGGCGGAACUUCAGUAUGGAUUUCAGCUGACGGACGAUGGAUUGGACAAUUUCAAGGCGAAGAUUAACAUUGAGGUGCAGCAUGCAAGCGAGGCUGUCAUAGCAGCUGUGGAGCGCAAUGGUGGGGUCAUCCGUACUGCUUACUACGAUCCGCGCAGUCUUCACAUUCUGGCCAAUCCGAAAAAAUGGUUUGAGAAGGGCUUGCCCAUACCACAACGCAUGCUGCCGCCACAGGAUGCUGUUGAGUACUACACAGAUGCCAAGAAUCGCGGAUAUUUGGCCAAUCCCGAGGAGAUCAGUAAGGAACGACUGGUGCUGGCACAAAAAUACGGCUACGAGCUGCCGCGCAUAGAGGACGAUGUUAAUUAUGAAAUGCUCACGGCAGCCAAGGAUCCACGCCAACUGUUUCACGGCCUGGAGCCAGGAUGGCUCGUUAAUUUGGUAGACAAAACAAUAGUCAAGCUAAAGGCAACAUAGGCAUUGCAUUUUUUUGUUUGUUACUACGCUUUAUUAAAUAGAGAAUGUAUUGUAAAA
Molecule: messenger RNA, 1000 nt
Organism: Drosophila novamexicana
Lineage: Eukaryota; Metazoa; Arthropoda; Insecta; Diptera; Drosophilidae
Gene: mRpL15
Product: 39S ribosomal protein L15, mitochondrial
Exons: 2
Coding region: 80-943 (287 amino acids)
Biological process (GO): translation
Cellular component (GO): mitochondrial large ribosomal subunit
Molecular function (GO): structural constituent of ribosome
Source: RefSeq, a predicted model, not a curated record